Cryptotermes secundus is the source of this 1933-nucleotide messenger RNA. Its product is annotated as pre-mRNA-splicing factor RBM22. The transcript is spliced from 6 exons. Bases 279 to 1742 code for a protein of 487 amino acids. Gene Ontology annotation, molecular function: metal ion binding; U6 snRNA binding; pre-mRNA binding. Gene Ontology annotation, cellular component: Prp19 complex; U2-type catalytic step 2 spliceosome; U2-type catalytic step 1 spliceosome. The record is from RefSeq and is a predicted model, not a curated record. NCBI's taxonomy places the organism in Eukaryota, Metazoa, Arthropoda, Insecta, Blattodea, Kalotermitidae.
AACGCAAGAAUCAUUGCCCAGCAACAGCUGUGUACUCGCUGUUGCCAAGCAAUGAUACUUGCGUUAUCACUGUAACAUUUGCUUGAAUGUGGGCAGUUCCCACACGUUUCUCCAGUUUCUAGAACACCGGACGAUAGAAAUGUUAAAGAAAAAUACUUCUGUACUACAUAGUAACCCGUGACUACUGUUAUUCGGAUGAUCUGUGAUUCUGACUGUAAACCAUUCUCUGUAAACUCUGUAACCUAUCAGAAUAAAAGCGGUUAUAGUACAAUUGAGCAAUGGCGACGUCGAAGACAACAAAUACGUACAAUAGGCAGAAUUGGGAGGAUGCCGAGUUUCCUAUACUUUGCCAGACAUGUCUGGGCGACAAUCCAUAUAUACGAAUGACCAAGGAACGGUAUGGAAAAGAGUGCAAGAUUUGCUCCAGACCGUUCACUGUGUUCCGAUGGUGUCCUGGUGCUAGAAUGAGGUUCAAGAAGACAGAAGUAUGUCAGACAUGUAGUCGGUUGAAGAAUGUUUGUCAGACAUGUCUGUUAGAUUUGGAAUAUGGUCUGCCCAUUCAAGUUCGCGAUGCAGCUCUCCGAAUUAAGGAUGAUCUUCCUCGUUCAGAUGUCAAUAAAGAAUAUUAUAUUCAAAAUAUGGACAAAGAGCUUGGCAAGAUUGAUGCCACAACACCAGCAGGUGCGGUUGGCAAGUCACAAGCUGCCAGUGACCUGUUAAUGAAGCUGGCCAGGACAAGUCCUUACUACAAGAGGAACAGACCACACAUUUGCUCUUUCUGGGUGAAAGGAGAAUGUAAGCGAGGGGAAGAGUGUCCAUACCGUCACGAGAAACCGACAGACCCUGAUGAUCCUCUAGCUGAUCAGAAUAUCAAAGACAGGUACUAUGGGAUCAAUGAUCCAGUAGCUGAGAAACUUAUGCGUCGAGCCUCUGCAAUGCCAAAGCUUGAACCACCAGAAGACAAGACUAUAACUACACUUUAUGUUGGGAACCUUGGUGAUAAACUGACUGAGAAAGAACUCAGGGAUCAUUUUUAUCAGUAUGGUGAGAUCAGAUCAAUCACAUUAGUUGCUCGACAGCAGUGUGCAUUCAUCCAGUUCACAUUACGAUCAGCAUCAGAGCAAGCAGCUGAACGUACAUUCAAUAAAUUAAUCCUUGGUGGACGACGAUUGACAAUCAAGUGGGGUCGUUCUCAAGCUCGACAAGGCUCAUCAGCUGCUCGUGGGGAUGGCAUUGAUCCAAUGGUGGAAGAACUGGAACCAGUGCCAGGUCUUCCUGGGACCUUGCCUCUGCCUCCAUCUGAAUUACAGAACAACUUUUUCAACCUAGCAGAAACAGAUGAUAGCUCUGCCCCAGCCGUACAGACUAACAUUCCACCUCCCACAAUGCCACCACCAAUACCUCCUACGAUGUUGAUUCCACCACCCAUGCCGCGCCCUCCACCUGGCAUUCGUCCACCAGGUCCACCCCCUUUCUUUUUCCCUCCUCACGUGCGUCCACCUAUGAGACCACCAGGAAUUAGACCACCCCCUUUUAAUAUAUCUCAGCCUCCAUUAUUCCCCCCUGGAACUGCUCCAGCUAUUCCUCAGCUUCCUCCCAAUCCAGCACCGCUAGUACCACCAGGAACUCUUCCAACUCCAUCACUCAAGCAAGGUGCCAUUCACUAUCCUUCACAGGAUCCAUCGAGAUUGGGAGCUGCUCAAGCAAUAGCAAAAAAUAAAGCUUGGGCAGGUGAAGAUUAGGAGAAGUUUUCAUAAUUGGAAACUGUAAAUGUUUCAGAGGAAGUGUUUACCUUCAGUGGUGGUGUUAGGAUAGCAAAUACCUGUUCUUCACGAGAUGUUAUUUCUUUGUGCCUAUGCGUAACCUGUGUGUGAAAUUGUUUUUUCAUGAGAUAUAAAUACUCUACAAUAAAGGCAAAGUAGCACAUUUGAAA